GCGUCGAAAAUACAGCACAAUGGGGGCUGUGUUCGAUUACUUUGAAGAUGUAUCCACCCUUUCUUCCUCGUGCAUACACUAAACUGUAUGAAAGCGGGAAACAAUGUUGCCACGUAUCCAUAUUUAUCUCAGAAAUGUGAUUGUUCCAGGGGAAGGAAUGUAAAAGUAUUUUAACGGAGCCUGGCUUGUAAAAUAGAAAAAGUGUGCUAAACGCUUCUUUAAAAAAAAAAUAUUAAUCUCGCGUUCUGCUUCUGACUUGUGUGGCCCAUGCAAGGUAGGCUACAGUGAAGUGGGACGAAGCCAAUGACUAUGUCAUUCCAUUUGGGACGCUCCCUGUUAUUUGUUUAUAUCUAGUUAGUUAGCGAGCUAGGAACACAAUGUCCAGUACUGAGUCCGAGGUUAGCGUUGCAGGUUCGGUGGUGUCAGACCCUCAACACUCUCAGAAACUUCUCAAGGCCCUUCGCUCCUUUUGGCAAGAACAAUGCUUCCAAGACGCAGUGUUAGUACUGGACGGGGAAAAGAUUCCAGUCCAGAAAAACAUUUUGGCUGCGGCUAGUCCAUACAUCAGAACAAAACUGAACUACAACCCUCCAAAGGAAGAUGGAUCCAUGUACACCAUUGAGCUUCAGGGAAUCUCUGUCACUAUCAUGAAGCAGAUCCUGGACUACAUCUUUAGUGGGGAGAUCAGUCUGAGUGAGGACACCAUUCAGGACAUGGUGCAGGCUGCUGACCUGCUGCUUCUGACAGACUUGAAGUCCCUGUGCUGCCAGUUCCUAGAGAGCUGCAUUGCUGCAGAGAACUGCAUUGGGAUCCGGCUCUUCUCUCUACAUUACUGUCUGCACCAUGUUCACCAUGUUGCCACAGAUUUCCUCCAGACACAUUUCCGUGAUGUGGCUGCCACGGACGAGUUCAGGGAGUUACCCCCAGACCGGCUGUGUGAGAUCCUGUCCAUGGAGAAGCUCAACGUGGGCAAUGAGAAGCAUGUCCUGGAGGCUGUGGUGCGCUGGCUCGGUCAUGACCUGGAGGAACGGAGGGUGCACAUGAAAGAGGUGAUGUCAUCAGUGUGGAUCCAGGGCCUGGACCAAGGUUACCUGAGGGAGCAGGUAUUGGGAGAGCCCUUGAUGAGGGAGGUGAUCAGGGAGUACUGCAACGCUCCACUGGGGGGUGCUGCACUGCAGGGUGAGGCUCUUCUAGCCGCCUUCAAACCUCGUGGCUACUCGGAGUGCAUCGUCACUGUAGGAGGGGAGGAGAGAGGAACGAGGAAGCCGUCAGCCAUGGCACGCUGCAUGUGUCCACUCUAUGAUCCAAACCGUCAGCUGUGGAUCGAGCUGGAACCAAUGAGCAUUGGCCGAAUAGGGCAUGGGGUGCUGGCUGCAGAGGGCUACCUCUUUGUGAUGGGUGGUAUGGAUGAAACUAAGAUGGUCCUGAGCAGUGGGGAGAAAUAUGACCCAGACACAAACACCUGGACCCCAAUUCCUUCCAUGAAACAGGCGAGGCAGAACUUUGGUGUUGCAGAGCUGGAUGGGAUGAUCUAUGUUUUGGGAGGAGAGGAUGAGGACAUAGAGCUCCUGACUGUGGAGGUUUUCGACCCUCACUUUAACACCUGGACAACCCAAACCAGCAUGACAAUGGUCCGCAAGAUUGGCUGCUAUGCCACCAUGAAAAAGAAGAUCUAUGCAAUGGGUGGUGGGUCAUAUGGAAAGCUGUACGACUCAGUAGAAUGCUAUGAUCCGAAGACCAAGCAGUGGACUGCAAUCUGCCCUUUGAAAGAGAGAAGGUUUGGCUCAGUGGCAUGUGGUGUGGGUCAGGAACUCUAUGUGUUUGGAGGCGUGAGGAGCCGUGACUCAGACAACCCAGAAUCCAGCACCAUGACCACCUGCAAGUCUGAGUUUUUCCAUGAUGAGAUGAAAAGAUGGAUGUACCUUGAUGACCAGACUCUCUGUGUUCAGACCAGUUCCUCUUUUGUGUAUGGCGCUGUCCCCAUUGGUGCCAGCAUCUAUGUAGUGGGAGACUUAGACACUGGUACAACCUAUGACUAUGUGAGAGAAUUCCGUCGCAGCUCUGGGACGUGGCACCGCACCAAGCCCAUGCUGACAUCUGAUCUGUGCAAGACUGGCUGUGCAGCCCUGCGCAUCGCUAACUGCAAACUGUUCCGUCUGCAGCUGAAGCAGGGCCUGUUUAGACUCAGGGUCCCGACCUCCUAGAUGGAGCUCAUUUAGGUGCUCUGUCUCCACACUCACAGCAAUGGAACAUGAGAAUGGAGGUUGAAGGGAUGACCCAAUGGGGACGUUUGGAGUAUUUAUCUGCAUAUUUUGGUGGCUUUCUUAGGUUCCAUCAGGGUAUUAUUCUAUGUGUGGGUACUUGCUUGAAGAGGGAUGGCUUUUUAAACAUGACGUUAUUUCAUAUGCAAUUUAACAAUGGGUAUGAUUUGUAAAUAGGUUUUACUGACCAUUUACCCAUUGCUUUUUGUUUACUACGUUCUUGCUGCUGUUUGGUGGGUUUUAAAGAAUUUAACACAAAUUUUAAGGGGAGAAAAGCAAGAAUGCCAUAGUACUGUCAUUCAUUAUAGCAUAGGUAGUCAUUUUUAAGGAAAAUCUAUACCCAUGUCUAACACUGCAUUUUUUUGUUAAAGAUCAGUCGCUGAAUGACAACGAGACAUCCCAUUUUCGUUGUUACCUUAUAGUAGCUAAGGGAUUCGUGGCCUUUGAAUAGACUUGGGCGAUAUGGACAAAUCCAUAAUUAUAUUGUGACUGAAUUGUCACGAUAAUGAUACAUUUAUUGUAUAACAUUAAUGUGCAUCGGUUACUUUUUACAUUAUCCUUAGGUACAACACUCAAAGUAGUAGUUAUCACUUGUCCUGUUAGCAUUCGCCCAUAUUAGCAGCCUUAUUUCGUUUCAAACUUCACAUUUAUUUAGUAUAGACUACUUAUCGAUAUCAGUAAGAUGUCCUCGGUGGUGGGUUUGGUUGGUGGCAAUAAUUUUUCUGGUUUAUCAUGACAACUAGAGAUACACGAGGAGACUUCUAAAAUAACAGAUGUGGUUUUACUUGUUCCCUUAGCUAAGGGACUUGUAGCCUAUAAAAUAAGCAAAAUGUUGUCUUUACCCACAAACUUAACUUAGACUGUUUUUAAAUGGACAGCUUUGAAUGAGUAAUGCCAGAAGCUGGAGCAUACUUUGUAUUGAAAUGGUAACAGGUUUUAUAUAACGUUACUGUAUCUUAAGUGAAAUCUCUUUGGGACGUGCGUGUUUAGUGAAUGUAAAGCUGAGUUAAGCCCCUUCCUUCCAUUGGUUUCCCCUUAACCAAGCACUCUAGGCACUGUGUGGGCCAGAAAUGGAUUUAGAGUUACUGGUGUCACUCUUAAGUUGCUGGAUGUAUUUUGCUGAUGACUUUUGAACUGGCUUUCCAGUCAUUGUGGAUGAUUUUCUUGGCAUCUGUUAACCCCAUUUGUUCUGUGUGAGUUACAGCUGUUGCUGUCCAUCCCAUUUGAAGGGAAACUUGUCUCUCACACGGUACAGAACUCACAGAAACAUAUUUUUAAAAUUCAUUCACACGCCUUUAUGAAGCCAACAGAGCUCAGGACACUUCUGAAAAGCACCAAGAACAAAUGUAAGAACGGGUAUCACAAUUUACAAUUAACACUGUAUACUUGCAGCAUGUUAGUGUAUUGCUGAGAGACUCAACAUUCCAUAGUCUUUAGUGUAAACUGUGAGAGUGACACUAUCUGCAUUCUAGUGGUCCAAACAGUGCUUUCACAAAACAUUCACCCAUUGUGUAACUAUCAGAACACUGUGAUAUGCGCUUUAUGCAUUGUUCUUUGAGGAAUUCUGCAAUAGUACCAUCAAGUGGUUGUUAACCAAAGUUGGGAUGUGAGAGGACCAUGAAUUCAAAUCUGUUUAUUUUUGUAUUCAAUUUUGUGGGGUAGCAAGGAAGGUGUCAUGGAAAGAGCUCAAUUAUGAGUCUUCAGUUUAACAAGAUGAUUAAACAACACUGGCCAACUCAGUAGUUAUUCCUCUGUGACUUCAGCCCUGGUUUAAAUCAAGUAGCAUUCAGGGUGUUGGAGUUUUGUUUUUAUGUUUCAGAGGAUUCAGGAGAAAAUGAAGAGGUAUUCCUCAAAUAAUCCAUUAUAUUUGGGUAAUUGUUUGUUUUAAUCUCUCGGAAACAGAUUUUCUUGGUAAACUGUUACAGAUUCAGUGACACUGUUGACUUGUAACUGUGUGUGUCUUAGAUGAGGGGCAAGCAUCGGAUUAAGACAACAGGUUUACUGAAGAUAAUCAGGAUGGAGUUAACCAAGCUGCUCUCAUGACUUUCUCAAUUUAACUAUAGUCUUGUGACUCAACACCGAGUGGCUAAUGUUAAACUGAGCCCUGAGAGACUACUGCUUCUGCUGCAGUUUGGACACAGGAUUUAGGCUGGGAUUCAGCUUGGAGCACUGCCCACUGAACUUCCACUAGAAAAGACUUGUGGCAUGUGAAGGGAAGCCUAUCAGAAAGCCACCAGCGCACUACACUGCAUUGACAAAACCUGUUUGAGAUUUACAUUGAGCAUAAUAUUUUUUUAAAAUAAUAAUGCAGAUUGUAAAGUAAUUAAUUCCACAGACAUUAAGAAACCUCAUGUUAUUCCAUAAGGUCUUGAGCUUGUUUGUAGGCCUUCAUCGUUGCAUUUCAGUGUGGUGGAUCAUUUUAAAAGACACUACAUAUGGGGUUAAAGUUCCUCAUAUCUGACAUUUCAAAACUGCAUCAUGACAGUCACUGUUUUUCUUUCACUUUCAGCUUUACUUAACAUUCAGGCAUGAGCGGCUGAGGCACAUCUGCAAUGUCGUGGUCAAGUUAAGUAAUGGGAGUGG
Molecule: messenger RNA, 4844 nt
Organism: Oncorhynchus mykiss (rainbow trout)
Lineage: Eukaryota; Metazoa; Chordata; Actinopteri; Salmoniformes; Salmonidae
Product: gigaxonin
Biological process (GO): cytoskeleton organization
Molecular function (GO): protein binding
Source: RefSeq, a predicted model, not a curated record